Daldinia caldariorum is the source of this 1553-nucleotide messenger RNA. RefSeq lists its product as uncharacterized. The record is from RefSeq and is a predicted model, not a curated record. Bases 185 to 1294 code for a protein of 369 amino acids. Gene Ontology annotation, biological process: endosomal transport. NCBI's taxonomy places the organism in Eukaryota, Fungi, Ascomycota, Sordariomycetes, Xylariales, Hypoxylaceae. Gene Ontology annotation, cellular component: BLOC-1 complex. The transcript has a single exon.
UCCUCCAAUCGGCUCGAUCGAGACCCCGCAUGUUUCAACAUCAGCCCGCAGCUUUGAAGCAAAGCUUCCUCCUCAUCCAAUUAUACCAAGAUUCAAUUAUUCGGUACGAACUCUCUAAAGAGUUCAAUUCUUUCACUUUACUUCCUAUUCAUAAAGUUGAAUAUCCAACGGGUGCUAUUUCAUAAUGUCGGCCCCGAGUUCGUCAGUGCAUCCUCCGCAUCCCAGCCCCCCUUCGGUACUCGGAGCCCCGGUCAAAGUAUCGUCAACUCCGACCUCAAACAAUGCAGCUGGGUCAUCCAAUGUCGUGAGCGCACCGCUCCUAGCGCCAGCUUCUCAUUCUACUACCUCACGCCCGCGGCAAUCUAACUCAGCCUCGGCGUCUCGGAGCACUGCGACACCUCCUACGACCAUGACCGCAGCUACGUCCUCCGCCACCGGAGCUCAGCCCCGCGUUACCAUGGAAUCAAAUCCAUCUCUACCAUCCCGCACCACCCAACUGCACAUCAAUGAAGCACGCGCUGCCCUUGUAGCCUCCAUGUCUAACAUGCUUGACUCUGAACUGCAAUCGCGCGCCUCGUUGCUGCAUUCGAACGCUGCGGCGCUAGCCAAGCAAGAAAAGGAUGUGAUAAAAGGGACCGAGGCGCUGCGGAAAGAAAAUGACAAGCUCGAGAAACUGGCACGUGACACGGAGCGCAAAAUUAAAGAGCUAGGCAACGUGCAGAACUGGGCUGAGGUAUUGGAGAGGGAUUUUCUAAUCCUGGAGGAGACUGCGCGCCUAGUGAGAAACGGCAGUGGGAGCGAUGAUAGUUGCAGCGAGUGUAGCAGGAGUAGCUGGUCGGGGAGCUACAGCGGAGAUGACAGUAGGGCGGGGAGUCGCCGGGGAAGUGUAACAGGCGAUGCUGAUGUCAAUGGUAAGAAACCUGGAGAGCCUGGAUUGAAUGGCAAUACAGCUACAGAAAGCGGUUCUAGAAGCGGUGCCUUUGCUAGAAGGGGAGAUGUAAAUGUCACCGUGGACCGAGAAGUCGCUGCGAGUAUUAGUGAAGCCAUGGCUACGGCUCUACAUGAGUCUCUAGAUACUCUGUCGUUAGACCCGGUCCUGUCUGACACGCACGAGGGUCCGGUUAAAGGUAAGGAGCCAGUCGCCGAGGAUAGUAGGACGGAAGUUGAGAUUUCGUCUGGUGUACCCGAAGCUAGACCUAGUGAGACAUCAUUAUCAUCUAGUAAGACAGUAUCAGGGAAUCGAGAGGAAGACGGAGUUACGGAUAGGAACUCCAAUGCUUCUACCAUCUAUUAAUAUUUUCUUUUUUAGGAAAAUUAAAUUAUGGGCAUGAGACCGGGGUUUAAUGGGAUUCCUACCUAAUGAUUGGGAAAUAUCAUAGAUGGAUUGUGGUUACUUGAAGAAAUACAUAGGAGGUAUGUAUACCAUCCAAUGAACCGAAGAGACUUGAAAGGAUAUAAGUUGGACUUCUUGUUUACAAGUCAAAAUGUUCAUUCCACAGAUAGUCGAGACCAUUGACAUCUAAUAUUAUAUGUAUUACGUAUAUAAGGUACCG